Molecule: messenger RNA, 1628 nt
Organism: Ceratina calcarata
Lineage: Eukaryota; Metazoa; Arthropoda; Insecta; Hymenoptera; Apidae
Gene: rept
Product: RuvB-like helicase 2 rept
Exons: 6
Coding region: 112-1515 (467 amino acids)
Molecular function (GO): ATP binding; ATP hydrolysis activity; ATP-dependent activity, acting on DNA
Source: RefSeq, a predicted model, not a curated record
AUGGUAUAUUGUGGUUGUAUCGUUGUUGAUCGUCGUAUUUAGAGCAUUUAGAGAACAGCUUUAUUUUGAUCGAAAUUGUAUAACAACACACGUGAGGAACGUACAGCAGGCAUGGCAGCUGUCGCAGCUGCGAAAGUACAAGAAGUUCGCGAAACCACGAGAAUCGAGAGAAUCGGUGCUCAUUCGCACAUUAGAGGUUUGGGACUAGAUGACUGCCUGGAACCUCGACAUGUAUCCCAAGGCAUGGUUGGUCAGCUUAUGGCUCGCAAGGCUGCUGGUGUUGUCCUGGAAAUGAUCAAGGAUGGCAAGAUAGCUGGUAGAGCUAUCUUGCUGGCAGGACAACCUGGCACUGGCAAAACUGCCAUUGCGAUGGGAAUGGCACAAGCUCUAGGAAUGGAUACUCCUUUCACUUCCAUGGCAGGAUCCGAGAUCUAUUCUUUGGAAAUGAGCAAAACAGAAGCUCUGACUCAAGCUAUUAGGAAGUCGAUAGGUAUUAGAAUUAAGGAAGAAACGGAAAUUAUUGAGGGAGAAGUAGUAGAGAUUCAAGUGGACAGACCAGCCACGGGUGUCGGCGCCAAAGUCGGUAAACUAACGUUGAAAACGACGGAGAUGGAAACGAUCUAUGAUUUAGGAAACAAAAUGAUCGACAGUUUGAUGAAAGAAAAAGUACAAGCCGGAGACGUGAUAACGAUCGACAAAGCUACCGGGAAAAUAAACAAACUGGGAAGAUCGUUUACCAGAGCUCGGGACUACGACGCCACUGGCUCGCAGACUCGUUUCGUACAAUGCCCCGAAGGAGAAUUACAAAAGCGCAAAGAAGUCGUGCACACUGUGACCCUGCAUGAAGUCGACGUAAUAAAUAGUAGAACGCACGGAUUCCUAGCACUGUUCUCCGGGGAUACAGGAGAAAUUAAAUCUGAGAUACGAGAUCAAAUAAACGCGAAAGUUGCCGAAUGGCGCGAGGAGGGAAAAGCAGAGAUCGUGCCUGGGGUUCUGUUCAUCGAUGAAGUCCACAUGCUCGACAUCGAAUGUUUCUCGUUCCUGAAUCGUGCACUCGAAAACGAAAUGGCACCUGUGGUCAUCAUGGCUACGAACAGAGGCAUUACAAGAAUCAGAGGAACGAAUUAUAAAAGCCCUCAUGGUAUACCGAUAGAUCUAUUAGAUCGUAUGAUCAUCGUGCCAACGAGUCCGUAUCAGGAGAAAGAGUUGAAAGAAAUAUUAAAAAUAAGAUGUGAGGAAGAAGAUUGCGAAAUCGCAGACGACGCAUUAACUGUUCUUACCCGAAUCGCGCUGGAGACAUCGUUGAGAUACGCUAUUCAAUUGAUCACAACAGCUUCCCUUGUUAGUCGACGAAGGAAGAGCAUGGAAGUGAGCAUCGAUGACGUGAAACGCGUUUACUCGUUGUUCCUGGACGAAAAUAGGUCGACUCAGUUCCUUAAGGAAUACCAGAAUGAUUUUAUGUUCAAUGAAAUGCGUAAGUAUAUUUUUAUCUCGCUUUCUUUUACCGUGUACUAACCUUGUGCUCUCACUGUUCCAGCGGAAGAAUCGAUGGAGAUAUCGUAACGACAAGUACAUAAAUAGUGCGCUUAAACUUGAACGUUGUUCAAUAAAGAUUUAUCAUUUUCCUA